Molecule: messenger RNA, 1479 nt
Organism: Periophthalmus magnuspinnatus
Lineage: Eukaryota; Metazoa; Chordata; Actinopteri; Gobiiformes; Gobiidae
Exons: 16
Coding region: 126-1166 (346 amino acids)
Source: RefSeq, a predicted model, not a curated record
CAAGUACAUGUUCAGCCUGGUUAUGUUUUAAGAAAAGAAAAAGACUUGAAAAAAGGAAGUUGUGUCUGUGUUUAGAUCAUACGUUUUUCUUAUUAGGCGUCGACUGCAGAGGCAAAACGGUCAAAAUGGGCAAAAGUUCAUCGAGCCCGGUCCAAACUGGACAGAUGGAGAGGUCACACGGUGAAUGGUUCUCCUGGUUCUGGUGGCUGUGGGACAGUCUUUUCAUAUGGUUAGGGUUGAAUGAACCGAGCCAGAAGAACCGAGAGCUGAGCCUCAAACUAGAACAAAAGCACAAAGAGCUCAGAGAGAUUCUUCAGAGGAUGGACCACAUGGAGGAAACCCACAGAUCUGUCCUGGAGCACAAAGAGGCGGAGCACAGAGAGAAGAUUCAUGUCCUGGAAAAAGACCAAGAGGAACGACUGAGAUUUGCUGAGCUGAAGGAGAAAGAUCUCACUGAAAGACUGAAUCAACUGAACCUGGAGAAGCAGCAGCUGAGGAAAUGUGAGAGGUCCAGCUGCCAGCGCUGUGAGCACCAAGCCCAGGAACACAGGCAGCAAAUGUGUGAGAUGGAGAAGUUUUACAAAGACAAGCUGACUGUGGCCAGGUCUGCUCUGAAGGAGAAGGACGAGCAGUUCAGCUCCUUCAAAGACAGAGUGGCGGAGAACAUGGUGCUCUCCUUAAAAACAGACAACACAGAGAACAUGAACAGUCCAGUGAAUCAGAGCCGCCUCACAGAGAUGUACCAGCAGCUCCGAGUCUGCACGUGGCCAAAUAUACAGUUCCCACGUUCAGACCGCGAGGCCAGGACACUGGUCCAGGAGAUGUUUGCAGCAGCAGCUGAGCACAUGAAGAGACCCUUAGACACAGUAGAGAAAGUGUGUGGAGUAAAGGCCUCUUCUCCAAAGGUGGAGAAGUUCAGACAGACGGCUCUGGAGAAUCUACAGCUGGCUCUGUACCACAGCAGCAAACAGGACGUCUUUCAGGUGGUGUUUCCACACUUUGAUGGAGGAGCUGCAGAGGUGGAGCUGGCCUCUGAGUGUUACUGGUUGGGCUGUCUGAUGGCACUGCACGUUCCUCCUCUUCAUCCUCACUGGGACAGGGCUGAUGAAGAGCGCAGGACCGUCUUUCCCAGGGACAUUAGGUCACAGGCUUUAAAUGUAAAGUAAAAUAGUUGGUCAGUGUUUUUUUUAUCUUUAUUUUACCAAACAGAAAUAAAGUAGAAAAAUGCAGCAGUGGGUUUAAUAUACUGACUUUAAAAUACUGAAGUUGGCCAAAAUGGUCCAGAUCUGCUCUGAGUGAUAAAAACCAACUCUGACUGUGUAAUAACAUUCAUAUUAAAGUCAAAUUUAAGUGACAGAGCUUCAGACAGAGCAGUGUCCAAAGUGCUCAGGGACGACAGAUGGAAACUCCAGCUAUAAUCUGGUGUAAAGUAUCUUUAAUGUUUUUGCACAAUGUCCCUGUCAAAUAAACUAAUAGAAA